AUGGAGAAGCCAUUUCUCAUACUAAUCGGCCUCUGUGGCCUCCUUCAAAUUGCAAAUCCACAGGGGCAGCCAGCCGACCGUGGCCUGCGGACAAACCUUGGCCCUCCGAAGAACAUCCUCGGCGGCUCGUACGCGAAUAAUGUGACGCUAUUCUUUCGGAAUUCCCCGUAUCGGAUAGAGAAGGAUCUAAUCGUUGAGAAGGGAGUGACACUGACGAUAGAGACUGGCACUCAGCUUUUAUUCGACACGGGAGUCGGACUCAUCGUUCAAGGGAUAAUUCGAGCUGUCGGCAAUGAAUUUGCGCACAUCCAAAUGCUACCUUACAACCAGGAUUUCGAUCAGGAGUUUGACAUUCCUCGAUUUCGGCUGAUUGAUGGGCCCACUGUCAAGCAGGGUCGCCUCCAGAUGAAGAUCCACGAUCGAUGGAGGAGCGUUUGCACACAGUUGACAAAUUGGACGAGCGUCGAUUAUACGGUAGCCUGCCGGUCAAUGGGAUAUGCCGACGGAGGAUUCUGGCGUUGGUACCUUCGGAAUAACGACACAUUCCCGGCAGUGGUUCCCCGGCCAGACUGUCCGCCAAUGGCACCAAGUUUACUCGAUUGUCCGGGUCUAUCCGACGAGUCCAAAAUUCCAAUGUCCGAGAAUCUAUGCCAGGGUGAAGAUGAUGUCGGGAUGAUUUGUUGGGGACAACCGACAUUCAAGGGGUGGAGUCGACACUGGAAAGGCCUUCAAAUCCUGAAUUCCCCGUUCGGUUAUGUGAACGCGGAUCCGGAUAAUGUGGCAGUACAGAGAGAAUCAGCCAGUCGACUCGAAUGGAUCGAUAUUUUGUAUGCCGGAUAUGAUGGCGCCUCAAAAAACGCAACGCCGGCCCUGUACAUUGAGGGCGUGCCACCGCUGAUGAACGGUAUCCGCGUGGAAAGAAGUGGUCGUGAUGGUGUCUAUUUCUACGAGCCGAGUGGCCCGAUUUUGAUAGCAAAUUCGACGUUUUCCUUUAAUCGUGGCCACGGGAUUGCAAUCGACAAUACGACAGAUGGUCGUGCAUUUAUCAAUUAUACGAUGGUCGAGGGAAAUUUGGGUGAUGGAAUAUGGUAUCGACAGAAAGGGAAAGGAAGUAUCAAUGUUGGACUCAUUGAUCGAGUACAGGGCAGGACAAAGCGGCAGAUGCAGAUCAGCGAUUCUCUCAACCAGAUCGAGAUUCCGCAAGUGGACAUUUGCCAGAAUCACUCGGCGCCAACGGCCCAUUAUUUCCCAUAUCUACUCCGAGCCCUACUGGAAGAAAAUACGCUUCUGGACCCGCUAAUUCCCUCUCCUUGUUGGAUUACCGUAUCCCUUCCCCCACGGCUACCCUAUACAUAUUCUCUACAAUUUCUGAGCGUGAAAAAUAAGAAUCCGGAGGAUACGUAUACCUUUCUGAGGAUCUGUGAGGGAGGGCAUGAUCCACAGGUUGAGACAUGUCUUCAUGAGCUGGCAAAAGUCCCAAUAAUUGAUGAGAAGUUGCCACAAUCGCUCGCGAUACGCUCCUCUGGAAAACCUCUAAUGAUCUCGCUAAUCCACGAACUCGGCGGCGACCUUCAAGGAUAUGUCAAAUCUGCAGUCGACGUCAUCUUUCGAGUUCAUGCUUCUGUCCUAGACAAAGCCUACUACGGCCUCAACGUGACAAACUCGAUUAUUCGUGACAACAUCGGGAGUGGAAUCGAGGCAUGGGAUAUCAGAGACAGAACAGCACUCACUAAUGUCUCGAUACAAUCAAAUGAAGGACUGGCUGGACUGUUAAUAAGAGAUGGGGCUGCGGAUAUUUGGCUGAAUGAGACGAGAAUUGAUGAGAAUUGGGGUGAUGGAAUGAAUGUUUCGUAUGCUGGAGGGUCGAUUACGGUCAACGGGACCAGUUUUAGGAGGAAUCGAUGGAGGGGCGCCGCAUUCCACUUCAACGAAACGUCUCCAUACCUUGCCUUACACCACGAAAUCAUCUUCAAAGGCCGUCCGUCAAAUAAUAUUUUUUACGUCCCAACUCGUGUCAGUGAGAAUCUGUGGGGUGGAAUAUUGGUCGGCAAUUUCUGCUAUCCAGCCUACAGGAAUAUCGAGCCAAAGGUUCUAAUAAAUUGGGUUCAAUUCGGAAAGAACGUCUACCAUCCAGCCCUCGAAAUAUUUUCCUGUCAAUCGGAUCGGAUGGCCAAAUCGAUUGUGGAUGUGACGGGGAAUACAUUUGAAGCAAACGGCGGGAUGAGCCUCCGCAUGCUCCCACUCGUCAAUAUGCACGCCAUCAUUUCGAGUAAUCUAUUCAUGGCAAAUAACGACACAGCUCUACUCAUCAAAAAUUCGGCCCAUCCGUGGUUGGGGAAUCUGUAUGCAGAUGUGGCAAUAUCAAAGAAUGCCUUCAAAUUCAAUCGAGGACAAUAUAUCGUGAAUAUCGGGUUGAAUGAAGAUGCCCCGAAUCAGAAGAUGAUAUUCAAUCAACAGAAUGAAAUCAGGGAGAAUAGGGUAUUUAACCCGUAUCCGUCAUUACAACCGAGAAGUACACCUUACGCUGCGCUGGUCGUGUCGAGCAGCAACGUCAUCCUCCAUCGGAACUGCUUCAAGAACCCAGAAGCCGAGUACGAGAUCGCCACCGAGUUACAAGAACACGCAAAAUCCAUAGAUGCGAGGGAGAAUAAUUGGGGUAUCCCGUUCCCCUCCCAAUUCAUGAAGAAGAUCUUUGAUCAAUUCCUCCGCUACAGUCUCGCCUCAAUUGAUAUCGAUCCAUAUGCGGCUGUUUGUAAUCAAAGGAAUCCCCAUGUCACCAGACAACAAGAAUACUUCCGGCCAUUUCGACCGAAUGACGAGAGACCAUUCGAGAUUGGAGGAGUUGUUUUUGAGAAUAAUGACCUGCAAAAGGGACGAUAUAUCGUCACUUCGGAUCUUCAUGUUUCUCCUGGGGCUAGAUUGGGCAUUGCUGCCGGGAGUACUUUCGAAUUUGCGCCGAACGUUGGAAUGCUCGUUGAAGGUGAGAUGCUGCUGACAGAAUACCACGAAGGAGAUUGGACUCCAAAUGAGAAGACAGUCUUCACGGGACAAUCAUUUGAAUUGCCACUCAGCGAGAGAGUACGGUUGAUAGAUGAUGAUGGAAAUGAUCGGACCGUGGAAGGGAGAUUGGAAGUAUUCAUUGAUGGUCAAUGGGGUACUGUAUGCAACAGAUCAUGGACUGCACAACACGCACUUACCGUAUGCAAUCAGCUGGGCCUGUCAAUGGACCCGGAAUACUUUGAAAAUUGGCGAAUUUUCCCGCCAGCCGGCGAUCUGCCAAUGUUAAUGGAUAACAUCAGAUGUGAAGAGAAUGAAGUUGACAUCACAAAAUGUCGAUAUGAUGGAUUGUGGCAUAAUGUGGGGGCUGGGUGCAGAAGGACUGAAGUUGUUGGAAUACGGUGCGUCCCGCCACGCUGGGCGGGUGUACGAUACUCCCUCCUCGCCAACCCUCCAAUGGUCACCGGCCAGCCGACGAUGAAGAAUUGGCUCAUCGAGAAAGCCGGCCUCUUCGAUUUCCGGAAGCCGGAAUUUUCCGCCGCGCUCCAAGUCGACUGGAACUACCAUACGUUCAACAAUUUGGAGAUACGGGACAAUUUCUGGGAUGGGCUCGAUAUCGUGUACAACGAUUUGACGAAGAAGCCGACGAUCAGGAAUGCGAUCAUUCAUAAUAAUCGAAGGAAUGGCAUACGGUUACGGUCGAAUGGGUUGACCAUUGAAAAUGUAACAAUCUCAAACUCCGGGCUGGCGGGUGUCCACUAUAAUUCGAUGGUAUCGACGGGAUUACAGAGGGAUAUCGUCUCGUGGUUGGACCGGAAGGAACAGCCCGAUUUGGAGGCAAACAACGUCUUUGCCAUUCCCUCGAAAGACCUGGCUCGUCUCGAAGUUCUCGAGUCACAUCUCAAUCAACGUAAAUUCCUGGUGGCCAUGGUGAAUGGGGAUUGUCCAUUUGUAACCUACGAGGAAUGUGUACACGAGAUGAUAUUGGAAGCAUCGGGAUUCGAAUACGGGAUGGCCAGUCGAUUGGCUGUACAGAUUGUCAACCCGGCGAGUAAUGUCUCUGAUGAAGAAGCGAUAAUUACCGAUCCGAUCACCGGAAAAACCUACUCGGUGCGCAAGAACCAAAUCGAAUUCCCAGUCACUUCAAAAGGCCAAUCCCUGCACCUCCGCUACACCAGAAGUUGGGGCCAGCCAAAGAUGGUCUUGCUAGUGCUUUUCCUCGACGCCCAAGAGUACCUGGAUCGAUUUGUGCACGUUUUGGAGUCGCGGAUCGAUAAUAACCAAUACGGAGUGUCAUCAAUUCAUUACAACAAUCAGACGAUGUUUGACGGUACACUGACGAACAGAUGGUCUUAUGAGAAGCUAUGGUUCCAAAAGGUGAAUUUCACCCGGAAUAAGGAAGCUGUUCUCUGGAUGCAAAGUCCACAACAUAUCGUGCCGUGGGGAACACCGAUGGCUCAAAUAAUGUACCACAUCGAUAACUGCUCAAUUCACCACAAUUCUGGCCCUCUGGUCGAGACGCAUUGGGAUCUAUUUUCAUCGGCCAAUGUGUUCCACUGGAAUUUCUGGUCCAACACCUUUGCGAACAAUACAAAUUCUGGCGCAUCGGUCAGAUUGCCGGAUCCUUAUGAUGUGACGGCUAGACAUCAGGGGCACACGUUUUUGAUGACGGAAAAUCGUUUCGAGAACAACGAAGGUCUCCGUAUCCUCGUCGACGGUUUCCAUUCCUGGGUCAAUAUAUCUUCCAAUAAUUUCACCCAAAAUACUGCCCGACUGGACUCUGGAUUGUAUGAAUUGGCCGGGAUGGAGAAGGACAUCAUCUUCGAGAGGAACAGAUUCCAUGGCAAUUGGGGCCAUUGGCUGCUGAAAAUGAACAUGGAAAGUCAGAGCGUGCGCAAUGGAUCGAAAAAUCUUCCAGCCUGGAUCCAGUACAACUAUUUUGAAGGAAAUAGGUUCAUCAAGGACGACGGUGAAUUCGUGGAUAUGUGGCCCCGUUCGUACGCUGUCGGAAUAUUUGGGACUCAACGAGCCGACGUUCACUUCAACCGAUUGCGCAACGUAUUGAUGGACUUUGAGCUGGUGGCCGGGUGUACGCCAAUUCGCGUGCUGGACGAGAUGAAUGCCACGUAUAAUUGGUUCGGAUCUGGGAAUGAUGCCGAAGUGGCGCAGCGGGUUUUUGAUUUGGCCAGU
Molecule: messenger RNA, 5187 nt
Organism: Mesorhabditis spiculigera
Lineage: Eukaryota; Metazoa; Nematoda; Chromadorea; Rhabditida; Rhabditidae
Source: the annotation of a GenBank genome assembly